AUGAAGCAAGAGAUCCACAUCAGCAAUACUGGAUUCUUGAAAUGUUCAUUGCCGUUCAAGUCCCAAAGUAAACCACAGCUUCCCGACAACAAACAUGAAGUUCUCAACAGAACAACAAGGACACUGAGCAAUCUCAAGAACAAACCGCAAAAGCUGCAAGAUUCACAGAAAUUCAUGCAAAAGUUCAUUGACAAGCAACACGCCGAGCCAGUACCACGUGAAGAAUUGGACUUCAAUCCAAAAUGGUAUAUACCUGUAUUUCCAGUUUAUCAUCCACGGAAAAAGAAACUCCGACUUGUGUUCGAUGCAUCAGCUAACUUUCAACAAACGAGUCUUAAUGAUCACCUCCUACAAGGUCCCGAUCAAAACAGCAGCUUGUACGGUGUGCUUUGCCGUUUUCGGGAGAAUCAAGUGGAAGUUACGGGAGAUAUUGAGAGUAUGUUUCAUUGUUUCUACGUUAAUCCUGAAGAUCGGAAUUUCUUACGCUUCUUCUGGUGGGAAGACAACAAUCCUGUAAUUGACAUCAUUGAGUACCGUAUGCGGGUUCACUUAUUCGGCAAUCGUUCUUCCCCUGGAGUGGCGAUACAUUGCUUACACUUUGUAGCAGAUAUUGCCGAAGACGAAGACGUGAUGAAUUUCAUCAAAAGGAACUUUUACGUUGACGACGGGCUCGGUAGUUUUGAUACAGUUGAUGAUGCUAUACAUAUUAUUGCAUCAACGCGACGUGCCUUGUCUAAUUACAACAUUCGGCUGCAUAAACUGAUGUCCAGCCACGCUGAAGUCCUGCAAGCAUUCGCGCCAACUGAAGUUGCGCAAGAGUUACAAAUGAACACGCUUUCCGACACCAAUGUCCCACGGGUUCUUGGUGUAUUGUGGGACGUUCAUUCUGACUGUUUUCGCAUCAGAUACACACCACUGGAUAUAAAGCUGACAAAAAGAGGCCUAUUUUCCCUGAUCAACUCGAUUUACGACCCACUUGGAUUCGUUGCACCAGUGUUGCUGCGCGGAAGACAAGUUCCCCGGCAAGCUACUUCAAAGCAAUACAUCGAGCGUAUCAAACAUGCACCGAUGGAUCCAGCCACCCUUAUAUCUUGGGACGACAUGCUGCCCCCGAAAAUGCAAACUGAGAUUUCUGCUUGGCUCAAGCAUUUGCCAGAAGUCAACAAAAUAUCUAUUCCUAGACUCAUUAUCUACCCACAAUGCCUAGAGUUCCAGUUACAUAUUUUCAGUGAUGCAUCAGAUAUUGCCGUUGGGAACGUUUUCUACAUGACUUCGAAUGAAAACGAAAAUAUCAACGUACGAUUAAUUCAGGGCGAAACACGUCUUCAUCCUCUUCACGCAAACACAAUUCCUCGACUGGAAUUAUGCGCAGCAGUUGCAGCUGUCACAAAGUAUCAAAAAUUCGCGAGCGAAUCUACUCGAGCACCCACACAAGUCGUUUGCUACACCGAUUUGAUGAUUGUUCUCGGUUACAUCAACAAUGCUACACGGAAAUUCUUAAAGUACGUUACCAACCGUGUCACGUAUAUUCUCAGCCACACGGAUGCACAACAGUGGAGAUACGUCAACACAAAAGACAAUCCGGCAGAUAUUGCCACAAGAGGAGCUACACCGAAGACACUCAACAACUCAAUUUGGUUCACGGGACCAGCAGUUCUCUCUCAGUGCAGUUUGAAUAUUCUACACACAGUUACAGAUGCAGACACCCUCUUGCCGGAAGAAACAAAAAUUCAAACGUUGAAAAUUACCAAGAUGCAGUCUGGUAUUCUUGACAGAUUCGCUAAAUUCUCCACCUGGCGAUCACUUGUUCGCGCAAUAUCCAUGUUACGGUCGUUCCUACAAUACAGACAACCCCAAUGUUCAGACAUACCUCUUGUGUUACUGUAUUCCCAAGCAGAAACCCAUAUUAUUCAAGUCACUCAGCAGGAGCAGUUGAUUGAAACAACUCGAGCUAUUGAGAACAAGAUAGCAUUGCCCAAGGACACAGCACAGCUUAAUCCGUUUCUUGACAGCAACGGCAUCCUACGCGUUGGAGGACGACUGCAACAUUCACAACUUCCACAUCCAGAAAAACAUCCUGUUAUAAUACCGAAAAGUCUCAUAUCACAUCACUCAUCAUUGAUGAAGCACACAAGUCUGUUUAUCAUCAAGGUCGUCAUAUAA
Symsagittifera roscoffensis is the source of this 2163-nucleotide messenger RNA. RefSeq lists its product as uncharacterized. The coding region runs from base 1 to 2163 and encodes 720 amino acids. NCBI's taxonomy places the organism in Eukaryota, Metazoa, Xenacoelomorpha, Acoela, Convolutidae. The transcript has a single exon. The record is from RefSeq and is a predicted model, not a curated record.